Molecule: messenger RNA, 2297 nt
Organism: Biomphalaria glabrata
Lineage: Eukaryota; Metazoa; Mollusca; Gastropoda; Planorbidae
Product: cartilage matrix protein-like
Exons: 18
Coding region: 433-2169 (578 amino acids)
Source: RefSeq, a predicted model, not a curated record
GGGAUGAGGCCUCAAUCUUUACCGAAUAAGGAAUGCUUAGCCUUUUAAAUAACAGAGAACACUAAUUUUUUCUCAUUAUUUUAGAUAUCAGUUUAGCUUAACAAGCAGAGGGUUAAAUAUAUAGGGGCUAUAUUUAAAAUAUUUAUUUUAAUUGUAUUAAUAAUAAGGCUUGUCUUCCGAGACUGUAUUAAGUAUUUUAAUCUCAUUAAUAUCAGAGAGUUUUAAUUAACCUUGAUGUAAAAUAAGAGAUUUAAAAAAAUACAGACUACACUAGUUCGUGAAAAAAGUUAUGUAAUUUUUUCUUUAAUUUUAUAGUGAGAUACAAAAAAAAACAAGUCUUUAAAAAAAGAAAAGUGUAGACAAUUUGUUUUGAACAUAAGGAGAAUAUUACCCGUGCAAUAUUAACAAGUCAAAAUAAGAACACUAGAGACGAUGAAGUAUUUGACUUCACUGUUUAUCAUAUUUACCUGUAACAGACUCACGCAGCAAGCAGAUCCAGUUUGUCACAACCAAAUGGACUUAGUAUUUGUCAUAGACGGGUCCAACAGUCUGGGACCAGACAACUGGGAAAAAGCAAAAUUCACUGUGUCCAAUGCUGUUAAUGGUCUGUCUAUUGGAGUUAAUGAAACAAGAGUCGGGGCGGUGGUCUACAGUAAAGACGUCACAGUAUCGAUACCUCUGCAGACAGAUGUAUACAUGUUUAAACAAAAGGUGAACGCUUCGGACUAUCCCGAUGAGUCCACGGCCACAGAUUUGGGAAUUGCGGCAGCCGUGGAUCUCCUCACGUCACAAAGGCGCACCAACGUCUCCACAGUCAUGAUUAUCAUAACAGACGGUGAAUCAGACGACAAACUCAAAACGAAGCAAGCGGCUCAGUAUGCCAGAUCCCUGGGGAUCAACAUCUGGGCUGUAGGAGUUGGGGAUGCUAUCAGCGAGAAUGAGCUGUAUGACCUUGCUACCAACAGACAACUACAGACAAGUAUACAUAAGGAUUACGUUCAACUGUCUGAACAACUGAAGAAUCUAACGACACUUGCUUGUGAACAGCCAGCUCCUAUAUGCAGGCGUAAAUUGGAUUUGGUCUUUGUGUUUGAUGGUUCCAACAGCGUUGGAGAAAAUAACUUCAAAGGAGCUUUAGAAGUUGUGGCCAAUGCUGUGGACAUUUUUGUUGUGGGACCAGAGGACACUCGUGUGGGUGUGGUGCUUUUCAGUACAAAUGUCUCUGACAGUAUUGGUCUCCAGACAGAUAGCAAUACUUUUAAAAUACGUGUUAAAAACUUAGUGUAUCCUGAUGAGACGACCUCUACUCACUUGGGCAUCAACAAGGCUGCAGAAAUUCUGACUGCCAACCGAAGAGAUGCUGACAUGAUGAUUAUUUUAAUAACAGAUGGACAGUCAAACAACAGAGACCAAACUAUUUAUGAAGCUACUGUAGCUAAAAGUAAGUUCAUCAACAUCUGGACUAUUGGAGUCUCCAAGGCUGUUGACCAAUCUGAACUUGAGAGCAUAGCCAGUAAUGGAAAAAACCAGACAUAUCUUCUUGCUGAUUAUCAAGAAUUUUCUGAAAAGUUGAAACUUGUUACUUACGAGGCCUGCGGAAGGAAAUGUUACAACUACCUGGAUCUUGUCAUUCUGAUUGACGGUUCAAACAGUGUGGGUGAAGACACAUUCAGAUCUGCUCUUCAAACUGUGGCUAAUGCUGUUGAUAGUUUGGAGUUUGGGCCAUCCUACACUAGAGUGGCUGCUAUUGUUUAUAGUGAUGAUGUUGACAGUUUUAUGCCAUUUCAGUCAGCAAAGGAUGUUUUUCAAACAGGUGUCAGAAAUUUUGAUUAUCCUGAUCGCUCAACAUUUACCCACCUGGCUAUCAAGAAAGCAAUAGAGUUGCUGGACAACUCAACUAGGUCACAGGUGAACAAGGCCAUCCUUAUCAUAACAGAUGGACAGUCCACUAACAGGACUGAGACUCUGAGUCAAGGUAACUUGGCUAAAACCAAAGGGAUCAGCGUUUGGGGCAUUGGAGUGGGGAAAAUUGCAGACCUUGCGGAAUUGGCCAGCAUAGCUUCCAACGGAAAUAGCCAGGUCUUCAGUUCCAGUUCCUACACAGCUCUUUCACUACAGCUUAAAGAUCUCACAAAAAUUGUUUGCGUCAGCACAAAUGCCCAGAAGUAAAAAGGGAGAUAAUUACAAAAAAGAAGUAUGUCCUCUUUAACUCAGAAUUUCUUGUUAUCCUGAUUUGUAUUUAUAAAUUUGUUCCUGAUUGAAUGUCAAAAUAAUUUAAUAAAAUAUAAGAAACAUGA